Messenger RNA from Ramularia collo-cygni, 2892 nucleotides. RefSeq names its product related to nuclear pore protein (Nic96). The coding region runs from base 1 to 2892 and encodes 963 amino acids. Lineage: Eukaryota; Fungi; Ascomycota; Dothideomycetes; Mycosphaerellales; Mycosphaerellaceae. Gene Ontology annotation, biological process: protein import into nucleus; poly(A)+ mRNA export from nucleus. Gene Ontology annotation, molecular function: structural constituent of nuclear pore. The transcript has a single exon. The record is from RefSeq and is a predicted model, not a curated record. Gene Ontology annotation, cellular component: nuclear pore.
AUGUCCGCUCCGGGACAGAGCGUCGCCGGUGCAGGUCCCAGUGCCGGCGCGCCAGCCUAUUUCCAGGCGCUGCUCGAGCGUGGGACGAAACGAAAUGCCCACGAGGAGCCUCAACUUCAGCUCGGACUCGGCGACAUUGCGAAGAAAGUGCGCAACCUGGGCAAAGGCUUCACAGAUGCGCGGGCGCAUUAUCUGCUGUCCGCGUCGGGCGUCAACACCAGCCAGGCUCUGCGCGAUCUGGACGAUCUGGUCGGGCCUCGCGCAUCACAACCUAUCCCUACAGAGGCACCGACUGCUGCAGUCAGGGAGACUCUGGCGCAAGGACACCAGAGUGAUUUCCAGAAGAUGGUCGAGAGCCACAUUGCGCGCGCCCACGACGAUUUCGACCAGAUGAUUGAAGAGCGGUUGCACGGGGUAGACUGGGACGCGCAUCGCCAACGAAUCUACGAGCAUUUUGGGCUCAAGAGGCCGCAAGCAGAGGACGAUGCUACAGCAGGAGCUAUGAAUGGCGCAUCGGUGGGAGGAGCCUCCGCUUUUGGACGAUCGUCGCGACGCGCUCCCCGCACAUCCACCACCGCAGGGAGGUCGACCUUUGGAAUGUCAGGCAUGGCAAAGUCGGUGAUUGGCAGUACGGGAAGAGGCGGACGAAGCAGUGUCUUUGGUGAUGUGGCGGAGAAGAUGCCCGCUGAAGGCUUCCGUCCGGCCCCGGAAGAUGGCAUGCUGCGCAGGAAGCAGGAGAAAUACUCGGAUCGGGUCAAGGAUCUCAACAUCGCGCGGCUGCAGGAGAAGGUCUAUCCCAUCCUGACCAGGUUUGCAGAAGUUGAGGCCGAGCCGUCGAAUGAGGAUACAUCCAUGCUGCUCAACGCCUACAAGGCGCUGGUGCAGAUCACAGGAGAGGAUGCCACAAAGGAGAAUGUCUCGGAGCCUGGCGUCGUCAAGGAGCGUCAAUACAUGCAAGGAUAUCUCGACGAUGCCGAAAAUUCGCCCGGUAACAUCGCCGUUCGCAAACGCAUCCUCGUCGGGUCGCGGAAGUUCCUUGAGCAGCUCUUCCUCAACCAGGUUGAAGCUGUCGUGACCAAAAACCCCCGUGAGGCCAACACGGGAGGUGUCCCAACCGCUCUUGCGAAAGCCAAGGGCUACGUCAGGGUACGGGCUGCUCGAAAAGAACUUGGUCCUGACGUUGAGGUGUUGCAAGACAUCAACGGAGACUACUGCUGGGCCGUCAUCUUCUACCUCCUCCGAUCCGGUCUCUACACAGAAGCUUUGCAGUACGUCGAGGAAAACGAUCGCGCCUUCAGACAGAUCGAUCGUCAGUUUACCCGCUACCUCAAGGCAUACGUCAACAACGAUGAGCAUCGACUCCCAGUCGACAUUCAGACAUCCAUCAGCAACGAAUACUCGCAGCGACAACGCUUGGCGCCCGAAAGCUCCAUCGAUCCCUACCGGAUGAUGUGUUACAAGGUCGUCGGUAGAUGUGAUCUUGGGCGGCGAAGUUUGGACAACAUCACCAACGACAUGAUGGACUGGAUCUGGCUGCAAUUCUCCCUCGCACGAGAGUACAACCGUGUAGACGAGUUUGCGCACGAGGCAUUCAGUCUUGCAGAAGUCCGACAAUCCAUCAAGGACAUUGGCGAGCGGUACUUUGGCCCUGGUAGUGACAUUGCCAACGCACACACGACCUUUUUCUUCAUGCAGGUCCUGGCUGGUAUGUUUGAGAAGGCAAUCGCCGACUUGUAUCCCCACAACUACCUUUCUGCUGUUCACUUUGCCAUUGGACUAGACUUCUACGGACUUCUUCGCGUUAGCGAUAUCAGCAAUAGCGAAGAUCUCCUCACAUACACCACUCGCCAACAAUCACAGAUCGCGUUUGGCAGUAUGAUCGGCCUUUACACACGCGACUUCCGGACCGCCAACGCCACCGCUGCCAUUGACUACAUCACCCUCAUCUGCCUCAACGCCGAUCUACAAGGCGACAUUGGCAAGGCCCAACGAGAGCUGUGCCACCAAGCUCUGACAGAAGUCGUCCUCGAAACACGCGAGUUCGCACAGCUCCUUGGCGACAUUCGUGCCGACGGCCAACGCAUCAAAGGAGCUAUCGAACAACGCCUCCGGCUCAUCCACAUUGACAAUGAGCGCGAGUUCCUUAAGCACAUUACCUUGGUUGCCGCCCGAACAGCAGAGGAGCAUGGCCGGRCGACUGACGCAGCACUGCUCUACCAUCUUGCUGAGGACUACAACAAAGUGUUUGCCGUCGUCAACGAUGCCCUGUCGCUAGCGCUCACGACUGAGAUGGGCGACCAACCUGCCCGUCUUAUCUCGCUCCGGCCCAGAAACACGGACAAUGCGUACAACAACCAAUCACAAGACGCAGUGCAAAGCUCUCUCAGUCUGACAGCGAUCGACGACCCAGUCCAACUCGCCAAAGACAUCAAAUCUCUCUAUAACUCCGACGCUAUGUACCACACACGAAUUGACCGCAAACACUCCGAYGCAUGCGACGUGCUACUCCUACUUGCGCAAGCCCGCACCGCCCUCGACGCAGGACGAUGGGCAGCUGUCAUCGAUGCUGUCACGUCCUCCGAUGUUCUUCCUACGGAUGUCAGUGGAAAUAUCAGCGCCAUUCGCAGCAAAGCACAAGCAUUCGAAAUGAUGCCCACAGUUGUGCAGAGAGUCGUCGGACACGUCAUGGUCUGGACGGUUGCGGCUGCGGCGAAUCAAGUGGAAUAUCUGAAGAGUCAAGGGUGGGAGACGGGGAUGCGGGAACAGGUCGUGGAGAGAUGCAUGGGUGCUGCGAGGGAUGUGAUGGUCUUCGCGGGGCUGAUACGGUUCAAGUUGCCGGGCCGGGUGUGGGAGUUGUUGGCGAAUGCAGGAAGGGAUUUGGGUGUGUAUUGA